AUGAAAGAAAAAGAACCCACCUCACUCAAGGCUAUUUCUCAAGCCUCACGCCCAUACCCAACCACCCCCUGUCCGCUUUCUCAAUCAUCCCGGUCCGGACCAAAAUACUUCCCCCCUGAUGUCCUACAGGAGGAAUUGGAUCGUGCUAUGGACCUGAUACCUUACAUACCUGACCCCCCAUCCCCACCUUCUCCCCCGAGCCCACGCUCCCCCCCUGAUACCCCAACCCCUACAGGACAAACAGAACGCGUCCACCCCCUCCAACCCGACCUCCUUGUAUACCGGGAAUUCAGCGUAAACUCUAUCCACACCCCAGGCAACACUGCAGUAGAUCAGAUGAUCACCGACACCACGAACCCCACUGCAAGCCAUGCCCCCACAUACGAAGAACAGGCCAUUCUGGAGCAUCUAGUGCUCGCAAACAUGAAUAGAUCUGUGCUAAGUCAACAUGGCACGAUCAAUAGCACUACACUCCCCCAAUUCACCCCAGCUCCAACCGGGGGCUUCCCAACGGUGCACAUGUCGCACUCAGCGCAAAUUUUCGACCACCUAGAAAAUAGAGUCCUGCUCGCCUGGUUCCAGGUUGUGCACCCGAAACUCAUGGUCAGAGUUUUUGAUCAUUCAGGGAAAGAAGUAGCAGAGCAAGCCGCCAUCAUAGCAGAACGAGUUCGCGCAAACAUCACUACCAUAGCGGAGUCCAUUCACCACGACACCCCCCCCAUUCGUGUCUCCCCCCCGCAACCACAAGGUGGCAAAGGAGCAAAGAACUUCCCAAUCGGGUUCUUAGUCCAUAAACUCCUCUUCGGCCUAACCGGCUUCACAACUCUAGAUGAAGCUACCAUCCUACAAGCCGUCACUGAUACCUGGAACCAAGAUGAGACCCGCUACCACAUAGGAAAACUCUUCUCGUCAUGCCGCCUACUCGACGAUGAGUUCAAGGCAACCCAAGACCUAAUCUCAUCAUGCCGCGUCGAGCUCCUCGAUUUCAAAAUAACGGGAGGUUUAUCAGUCCCCCGCUUCAAUAUUCUCGCAACCAGUCCCACAAACGAUGCGAAGACAUGGACUAAUCUCAGAAGCUACUUGAGCACACUCUCUUACCCAACCAGCCUCGACGGUUGUGGAACCACGACAGCACUUUUCGCCUGCCAAAUCUGUCACUCCCUCGCACACCCAAGAGCUUUAGUAUUACGAUCACCAACAAUACUCUACAACCCCCCCACAUACUCGGUCUCUCUGUCGGUCACGGUGCUUGCUUCCCAAACCGCGGAGGAGGACCACCUCGUACCACUGGGUGGCCCUCCGAUGACCGGUCUGGGUCUUUCGGAAGUGGAUCUGCCAAUCAAAGGCAACCCCAACACCAACAACAACCCCCAAAUGUAA
This is a messenger RNA of Suillus subalutaceus, 1380 nucleotides long. RefSeq lists its product as uncharacterized. Lineage: Eukaryota; Fungi; Basidiomycota; Agaricomycetes; Boletales; Suillaceae. Bases 1 to 1380 code for a protein of 459 amino acids. The record is from RefSeq and is a predicted model, not a curated record. The transcript is spliced from 4 exons.